AUUUCUUUUUAUUUCUGAAUUAAUGGGAAUACUUCGCUUGUUUUCUUGAAAACAUUGCCAAAAUAUCAGCCGGUAAAUAUUAAACGAAAAUAAAACUAAUCUAAUUUUAACAUUUUCCAAAAUUAGCUCGCCUCUCCCGUCACUCCAGAGUGUACUAGAUUUUUCUUAGGUCAGCAAUAUAAGCACCGCAUGUUCGCAAGGCCAGCUAGAUUAUAGUUUUAAGUGCGAACGAACGAACACAAAGCGACGAAAAAAGCGUUUUUUUCCUCAAAUUUAAUUUUUUCAAAACUCGAAAAUGGGUACACACGAACAAUUUGAAAUUGAAGCUGAGCAGUACAAAGAACAAGGUAACACAGCUUUCAAGAACAGCGAAUAUGAUCAAGCUGUGAGGCUGUACACUAAAGCAAUCAAUGUGACCAAAGGUGAAAACAGGAACUUGGCUGUGUAUUACAAAAACAGGGCUGCAGCACAUCUGAAGCAGCAAAAGUACCAAGAGGCAUUAGAGGAUUGCGAUAAGUGCUUGGAAAUUGUACCAUCUGAUCCAAAAGCACUGUUCAGAAGGUAGGACAGAGUUAUAUAAAUCUGCAUUUCACUUUCGAAGCUUUAUCAUUGCAUAUAAAAACUGAUAGUUAAAUUAUGGUACACAGUGCAACGUAGGACAAUGUAAGAAAUUUUUUUGUCAUAAUUUUGAGCCAUCCAAUAAUUUUUUGUUAUAGAUUGCAGACAACCCUUUGUGACUAAAAUUUUUUUUUCAAAAUAAUUUAUUUUAUAUUAUAGAUACAGUGAGCUCCAGUUAUAAGGUACCCUCUAGGGAGAUCAAAAUGAGUACUUUAUGACUGGAGGUACAGUAUAAAGGAAACCCAUAAAAAUAAAUAUGUAAAUUUUUAUUUUAUUCAAUUAAAGGACUUAGGCCCCUAUCCUCAGUCGACCCUACAAUUGUAGGGCGCGUUUAUGGCCUCCUUGAUUAUCAUACUCCUUUCUCUCCUUCAAAAAUGUCUAGAUUACACUUGUCCCAUGUCAGCGUCAGCGCUCUCCUAUUGUGAAGAUUUGUUUCCCUUUUAAAUUGUAGGAAAUUUCAGGCUGAUAAAACAUGAUAUAACUCAAAACCAAGCACAAUUUGAUGCAAAUUGAUGUUUGUGACAUAACCUCAAAAUAGAGCGCUGACACGGAGAAGUAGAAAACUAUGACAAUCAAGGAGGCCAUAAAGGCGCCCUACAAUUGUAGGGACGGCUGACGAUACGGGCCUAAACUAACAAAAAAUACAUUCUAGAUGCCAAGCUCUGGAGGCACUCGGCAGGCUGGAAGAGGCGUACCGCGACGCAACCCAGAUCUUCAAAGACGACCCCACUAACAAAGAAAUCCAACCAGUACUAUCCCGCCUCUUGCCUAUAGUUCAAGAACGUGCCCGACAGAACGCCCAGACCAGCAACCGUUUGGAGUCCAUGACCAAAAUCGUUUUUGACGUAACUCAACCGACGGACAAGAGAGAGACUGCUAUGAACAACUUGUUGGUGUUAGCAAGAGAACAUGCUGGAGCUGAGAUUAUGGUGAAAACGCCCGUUGUCCAACAGAUCAAGAAGCUGCUGAAGGUCGAGAAGAACAAGGAGAUAUUUGUUACUGGGAUCAGGGUCAUUGGCGAACUAUGUAAACACAAUGAAACACGCACCAAACUCAUUCUAAAAGACGCUGGCAUCCCUUGGUUCUUAGAGAUAAUAGACAGCAAUGAUGAAAGACAAGUAAAUGCAGCAGAACACUGCAUGCAAACAAUCCUAAACGCCCUAUCUGGAAUGGAGAACAAACCAGACACCAAACCAAAUAAAGAACUUGUGGAGAAAAACAAAAAACACAUUGACACUCUGUUGUCUUGUCUAGUGUACGCUGUCAACAAUAGAGCCAUAUCAGGGUUGGCCAGAGACGCCAUCUUGGAACUGAUCAUGAGGAACAUCCAUUACAGUCAAUUAAAUUGGGCAGAGCAACUGUUGGAUAUCGGUGGCAUUGCGAGGAUCAUGGAAUGUGCAAGUGAACUAGAAGAGUACAAAUACGAAAGUGCUAUGAACAUAACGCCAUCGACUAGAACUAUAGCAGCACUUUGCUUGAGCAGAAUUCACGAAAAUAUGUACUACGACGCAGCUCGAGAGAAGUUUAUACAGAAAAUCGAAGACUUCAUCAAGGAUAAGCUGCUAACUCCAGACAUUGAGUCGAAGGUCCGCGUGACGGUUGCAAUAACAUCCUUACUGAGAGGACCUCUAGAUGUAGGAAAUGCUAUAAUAGGCAAAGAAGGCAUCAUGGAGAUGAUCCUUGUCAUGGCCAACACAGAUGAUGAGCUACAACAAAAAGUCGCCUGCGAAUGCAUCAUUGCAGCUGCUAGCAAAGCUGAUAAGGCUAAAGCAAUUAUUGCAAAGGGUGCUGACAUAUUGAAACAGCUCUACAAAUCCAAGAAUGACCAUAUUCGCAUCAGAGCCUUGGUAGGUUUGUGCAAGUUAGGCAGUUCAAGCGGCAACGACGCUUCGGUCAAACCAUUCGCCGAAGGAUCAACUGUAAAACUAGCAGAGGCUUGUAGAAGGUUUUUGCUGCAUCCGGGCAAGGAUAAGGAUAUCAGAAAAUGGGCUGCUGAAGGUCUUUCGUAUUUGACCUUGGACGCUGAGGUCAAGGAGAAACUCAUUGAAGACAAAGCGGCUCUGCAAGCUCUGGUGGAACUAGCAAAGUCUGGUGAUCAGUCAGUCCUCUUUGGCGUAGUGACAACGUUGGUCAAUCUAUGUAAUGCAUAUGACAAACAAGAAAUCAUUCCAGAAAUGGUGGAGCUAGCCAAGUUUGCCAAACAUCACAUUCCACAAGAACAUGAAUUAGACGACCCGGACUUUGUAACAAAACGUGUGAUCGCUCUGGCCCAGGCCAAUGUGACUACAGCAUUAGUAGUAUUGUCAAAGACAGAGAGUGACAACUCUCGCGAACUGAUUUCGCGCGUAUUUAACGCGUUAUGCGCAGAACAAGAACUUAGAGGAACGGUUGUGGCUCAAGGCGGUGUCAAGGUACUCAUGUCAUUGGCACUUAAAGGUACAGAGAAGGGGAAGAGACAAGCGUCACAAGCUUUGGCGAGGAUUGGGAUUACCAUGAAUCCUGAGGUUGCAUUCCCGGGGCAAAGAGCUCUGGAGGUGAUCCGACCGCUAAUAAAUAUUCUCCAUCCCGACUGCACCGGCUUAGAGAACUUUGAGGCUCUAAUGGCUCUUUGCAACUUGGCCCAAAUGAGCGAUACUGCAAGACAGAGGAUCAUCAAGGAAGGCGGUUUCGCCAAAAUUGAGCACUACAUGUUUGAAGACCACACGCACUUAUGCAGAGCUGCGGUGCAGUGCAUGUGUAAUAUGACACAGUCGGAAGAGGUAAUAAAAAUGUUUGAGUCCGGCGAAAACGAUCGGGUCAAAUACGCGGUAGCUCUCUGUCUAGACGAAGACAAAGAAACCGCAAUGGCCGCGGCGGGUCUUUUAGCCAUCAUCACCGGAUCAAGCAAAAAAUGCUGCGAGAAAGUCUUCGAUUCCAAAAACUGGCUCGAUUCCAUGCAUUGUUUGCUGGCCAAUCCAUCGCUGGAUAUGCAAUACAGGGGUGUUUGCGUCGUUUACAACAUCAUCAGUGCCUCUAAGGAGCUGACUGAGAAACUGAUGGAAACAGACGUAAUGGAGAUUUUGUUGGCAAUAUCAAAAUUGACUCCUUAUGACGGAAGAGACAAGAUUGUGAAAGUAGCUCAAGAGGCAUUAGAAGAAGCAGAGAAAUGGGGAGUGAUCAAGAAACCGGGACAAGAAGAGGAUGAUUGAAGAGAUGACAAUGAUCAGAAGUGGGAUUGACUUCAUAAGACAAAGAAGUCCUUAAAUAUUCAGGAGGCUUCUGUGCAUAUGAGAGUUGAAGAAUAUCCAGCUUUUGUCUAUGUACUUAACGAUGUAUUUUAGAACAUGACUGCCUUAUAGUACUUUUUUCAUUGUGCCUUGUAUUUAUUUUGUACCUAUAGAAGUUUAUAUAAUUGUUUAUAAUAAACAAUGUUUGAAAAUAUUUUCUUCUUUUUCUAUAAA
This is a messenger RNA of Acanthoscelides obtectus, 4058 nucleotides long. NCBI's taxonomy places the organism in Eukaryota, Metazoa, Arthropoda, Insecta, Coleoptera, Chrysomelidae. The record is from the annotation of a GenBank genome assembly.